Messenger RNA from Linum trigynum, 3991 nucleotides. NCBI's taxonomy places the organism in Eukaryota, Viridiplantae, Streptophyta, Magnoliopsida, Malpighiales, Linaceae. The record is from the annotation of a GenBank genome assembly.
UAGUUUGGAUGGUGAUGUUUUGUUGUGCAAAAAAUGAGUGAUUUAAAAAAAGUAGCUAGGUUUGAGGUUUCCAUCAAGUACGUUUGAAGGCCUAAAUAUAGAGAUAGAGCUAAGGCUUUAAUUCUUUUUUUUUUCCCCUUUCCAUAUUUUCUCCUUAGGGAAUCAAAGGGACAAAACAAACCAUCAUUGUCUUCUUCUAGGUGAUCGUCAAAGGAAGAGAGGCCUUUUUGUGUUUUCACUCUUCUUUUUCUCUAACCCUUAAUAUUUUUUUUAUUCACUUUUCAAAGAGAGGGUGGUAAAAAGAAGAGAGAAAAAGAAAUGUGGCUUGGGAAAGGAAAUUCCACGAAGAGAGGGGGAAAUGGAGGAGGAAAUGGAUUGGUAGCCGUCGCCAUUGACAAUGAUAAAACAAGUCAAAUUGCUUUGAAAUGGGCAAUUGAGAAGCUUCACAACAAAGGCCAACCCCUCAUUCUCAUCCAUGUUUUUCAAAGAGCCUCCUCCAUUAGUGCAAGUCAAGGAUUGCAUUCGGAGCCAUUGGCAACAGGAAGGUCACAUCUCGAGAGAUUGACCAAGGACCUCUUCCUUACAUUUCAUUGUUAUUGUACACGUAAAGACGUACAAUGUUACGAUGUUAUACUUGAAGACAAUGAUAUCGUGAAAGCGUUGACAGAAUAUGUUUCCUAUGCUGCGAUAGAGAGAUUGGUUUUAGGUGCCCCGACUCGCCAUGGAAUACUGAGGAAAUUCAAGCCAGAUGUACCCAGUGUUGUAGUGAAAGGAGCUCCAGACUUUUGCACAGUUUAUGUGAUUUCAAAAACGAGCAAGACAUCUACAAUAUCCCAUGCGUCUCGUCCAGCACCAUAUGUAUCUCCUUUACUAGAUGAAAUACAACAACAAAACAAUAAUAACACUUAUGCUCAUGAUGACGAUCAUGCAUCUGAAAUAUCAUCCUCCAGAAGCACAAGUCUACGAGAACGGACACAAGUAAAACCUCGAAUCUCUGUCGAUGAAUCUUUCAGGUCGCCAUUAACGAGAGGAGGACGAGCAAUGAAUGCAAGAUCAUUUGCAGAAAUGUUGGAAACAGAAAGUAGUACUCCCGACAUGUCGUUUAUUUGCUCCUCUGGGAGACCAAGCACCGACAGAGCUUCUUCAGUUGCUUUAGAUCCCUUUGAAUCUUCAUCCUUCUCCAACCCUAGAAUCUCUACUAGCUCAGACAACAGCAGCACCUUCGGCUCCAUUCUUUCUACAAACAAGUUUGUUGACUUGACUUCCAUGCAAGAGUUCUCCUUUGUUUCCCAAGACAGUGCUCGAACAUCCUCGGUUUCAUCAUCUCAAAUCGUGCAAGAUGAAAUGGAAGCUGAGAUGAAGAGACUAAGGUUGGAGUUGAAGCAAACCAUGGAACUUUACAAUACAGCCUGCAAAGAAGCUGUUGCAGCUAAACAAAGGGCCGUGGAGAUGCAACGAUGGAGAAACGAAGAAGAACAAAAAUUGGAAGAAGCAAAAACCUCCGAAGAAGCAGCCCUAACAACCGUAGAGCAAGAGAGAGCCCGGUGCAAAGCAGCAAUGGAGUCGGCUGAGGCAGCUCAGAAAGUAGCGGAAAUGGAAGCCCACAAGAGAAUGUCCGUAGAACUGCGAACCCUCAAAGAAGCAGACGAGCUGAAGAAAGCAAUGACCUCCCUAGCCAAAUCCGACAUCCGAUACCGACGAUACUCGAUCGAAGACAUCGAAAGGGCCACCGACAACUUCCACGAGUCCAAAAAGAUCGGCGAAGGCGGUUACGGCCCAGUUUUCAAGUGCUACCUCGACCACACCCCGGUCGCCGUCAAAGUCCUCCGCCCCGACGCCGUCCAAGGCAGAUCGCAGUUCCAGAGAGAGGUCGAGGUCUUGAGCAUGAUCCGACAUCCAAACAUGGUGCUUCUUCUCGGCGCAUGUCCCGAGUACGGGAUCCUGGUCUACGAGCACAUGGCUAGAGGUAGCUUGGACGACUGCCUGUUCCGAAAAAGGAACAACACCCCGCCGCUCUCCUGGCAGCUGAGGUUCAAAAUCGCGGCCGAGAUCGCCACGGGGCUGCUCUUCCUCCACCAGACGAAACCCGAGCCGCUGGUUCACCGCGACCUCAAACCGGACAAUAUCUUACUGGACAUCAACUACGUCAGCAAGAUCAGUGACGUGGGCCUGGCCAGGCUCGUCCCGGCGAUGGUCGAGAACGUGACGCAGUACCACAUGACUUCGGCCGCGGGGACGUUCUGCUACAUCGACCCGGAGUACCAGCAGACCGGGAUGCUAGGGGUGAAGUCCGACGUGUACUCGUUGGGGAUAAUUCUGCUCCAGCUCAUAACCGCUCGACCUCCCAUGGGGCUGUCCCAUCUGGUCGAGACGGCGCUCGAGAACGACGCGCUGGGCUCGGUUCUGGACAAGGAGGUGAAGGACUGGCCGAUGGAGGAGACUUUGAUGUUCGCUAAGUACGCGCUUCAGUGUGCGGAGCUGAGGCGGAAGGAUCGGCCCGAUCUGGGCAAGGUUGUGUUGCCCGUGCUCAAUAACCUGAGGGAGUUUGCCGAGGAAAAGAUGGGUUACAUGUUUUUCAUGAGUGGCGCUAAUUACCCUUCUCCACCUAAUUAUAACAUGGCUUCAAUAGCCUCAGCACAGGAUGUGAUGAGUGAUCCUCAAGUCUUGAGUUCUGGGUUCUCGUCAAAGAACCCAUCGGCUGCAUCGUCUGAUCAAGUCGAAGCAGAAGAAGACGCAGAUGAUCCAUGAAAUGGGAGGAAAGGAUCACCGUUGAAGAUGCAUGAAGCAAGUGAUCAAACCAUAUGUUGCGUACAUAAUUUCAUUUAGUCUGACUAGCUAUCUUGACACACGGGGUUUGCCUCUUCAUGUACAUAAAAAUGUGGGGUUUGUACAAUAUUGAAGAAAGUCCUUGUGAAAAGAAGAUCUAUUGACUAAAGUUCAACUCUCUAGAUGGAUAGCUUUUUUCGCUUUAUUUACAUGUAAUGUCUCGCAUUCGUUAUGUAAAAUGAAGAAUUUCAAUGAAAACUACAAGGUUUUGCAAAAUUUUCCAGGCCUCCCACAUUGCUAGCUCUAAUGUCAUCGAGCUAUAUGGAAUAUAACUUUUUUAUUGGUACGCAUGGAAUGUGGGGAAAAAUGAAAGGGCUCAGUUUCUCCACAACAACAUUAUUGUCAAUACUCAACUGCUCAACAAUCUCACUCCAAUACCAAAUAUGAGAUCACCUGAUUUGUGAAACUCGUUUUCUUAUACCAUGGGUUGUUGCAAUCUCGACAAUCUGCCUCUAAUUAAGAAUAGAUGCAACACAAAUAUUCUCUGGUAUUACCUAUAAACUAGCACACUUUUUCGUAAUUCUUAAUAUUAUUAACUUACAUUAGUAUCAAGUGAUAUUAUCUUAUUUCUUUAGCACAAUUAGUGUUUUGCUUUUACGGGUAAUUAACAUAGACGGUCAGAAAACUUUGUACUUAGUACAAAACGGUUACAACCCUUUAAUUUGUGACGAUACGGUAACAAAAGUUUGAAAUUGUAUAAAAUGGUCACUUUUGUUUAAUUUGUGACUGCUUUGUAUGAAAUGCAAAGGUUCGCUAUCGAGUCGUUACAGAUUAAAAGUUUGUGACCAUUUUGAGGUCGCAUCGUGUGUUCGUCAAGUAUAUGACACUAACCACUUGAACAACAUAUGAGAUGUCAGGUCAUGUGUUCAUCGAUAUACUUGUUUUGCCGAAUAAGAAUGCCCAUUUUUUACCUUUCAAUUUCAAUAAAAAUAAAAAAGUAGGUCGAGUUUUCUCAACUAAAAACAGCCUGUAACUCAUUUGUGAGACAUUGAAUUCCCCUCACUUACAUCCUUUGUUGCGAUCAUAUCAUUCACAUAAAUUAACAAAAUCAUCAUAACUCGACUGAAGCAAAUUGUGAUUGAUCGUUCAAGUAUUUGAAAGUCGUACAGAACAAUCACCAAAAGUUUAAUUUGUAAAGACAUGAUAAGAAAAAUUUGAACUUGUA